Chaetomium strumarium is the source of this 906-nucleotide messenger RNA. RefSeq names its product P-loop containing nucleoside triphosphate hydrolase protein. Gene Ontology annotation, cellular component: cytoplasm. NCBI's taxonomy places the organism in Eukaryota, Fungi, Ascomycota, Sordariomycetes, Sordariales, Chaetomiaceae. Gene Ontology annotation, biological process: SRP-dependent cotranslational protein targeting to membrane. Bases 1 to 906 code for a protein of 301 amino acids. The transcript has 2 exons. The record is from RefSeq and is a predicted model, not a curated record. Gene Ontology annotation, molecular function: GTP binding.
AUGGCCUCCACGCCAGACGGAGUCCCGCAGACCCGCAUGGUCGACGACAAAUCGCCCAUAUGCAUCCCCUUCCUCCUUGAGCGCCUAGCUCAAUACAGGGAACAAAGCGCGGGAAAGAACGAUGCCAGGCCCUUCAUAGUAGGGAUAAACGGCGUGCAGGGCGUGGGCAAGACAACGCUCGUCCGGGCGCUAGCCCAGACCCUGCAAGAGCGUGAGGGGCUGCCCACGCUGGUAGUGAGCAUCGACGACUUCUACCUCACCCAUGCGGAUCAGCUGGCGCUGGCAGCGGCACAUCCGGACAACGCGCUGGUACAGUACAGAGGCGAACCUGGAACUCACGAUCUCCCCCUCGUCCGCGCCUUCCUUGCCUCGCUCACCGCCAACAAGCCCACGCCGGUGCCGCAGUACGACAAAUCCGCCUUCUCCGGGCUAGGCGACCGGCAGCCGCCCAGCUCCUGGCCAACAGCCACCUCACCGCAAGUGCUCAUCCUCGAAGGCUGGUGCGUCGGCUUCCGCCCCCUAGAUAACUCGACCCUUGAAGGGAAAUGGCGCGGCCCAAGCCGGACGCUGCACAACCACAAGCUGGAGCAUCUGCAGUUCAUCAACAGCCAGUUGGCCGAGUACGACGCCGUGAUCAACCGCACGUUGAACGCCUUCAUCCACAUCGACGCGGAGGAUAUUGAGUACGUGUAUGCGUGGCGGGCGGAGCAGGAGGAGCAGCUGCGCAGGGAGAAGGGGGCGGGCAUGACGGGGGAACAGGUGGUCAAGUUUGUGGAUGCGUACUAUCCCGCGUAUGAGCUGUUCACCGAGGGGGUGAGAGAGGGGAUUUUCUUGCCUGCGAGAGGGUGCCAACUGAGGGUUGUUGUUGGGCGCGAUAGGAGGGUGAAGGAGAGUGUGGUCAUAUAA